Messenger RNA from Pelobates fuscus (common spadefoot toad), 4731 nucleotides. It is a transcript of the gene LMLN, whose product is annotated as leishmanolysin like peptidase. Gene Ontology annotation, biological process: proteolysis; cell adhesion. Lineage: Eukaryota; Metazoa; Chordata; Amphibia; Anura; Pelobatidae. The transcript is spliced from 17 exons. Gene Ontology annotation, molecular function: metalloendopeptidase activity. Bases 57 to 2057 code for a protein of 666 amino acids. The record is from RefSeq and is a predicted model, not a curated record. Gene Ontology annotation, cellular component: membrane; cytoplasm.
UAUGGUAACGAGCUUCCCGGAAGUGACGCCCUGGUAACCCGGUUGGGUGGAGUAAGAUGGCGGCCGGGUUCAGUAGAGCGGCUGACUGGUCCUGUGUGUCCCCGGCCUGUCUCCUCACACUGGGGGCCCUGGUCAUCCUGUCCGCCCGCCCCGCCGCCUCCAGGACCUGCCGGCACCGACCCCCCGAGACACACGAGGUUCUGUACAAAGUUCACCAGAAAACAAACCACAUUUUGAAAAGACACACAGAUCAUCAGCUUCGGGUGAAAACCGUUUACGAUAAGAGCAUCGAUGAUCUUAUUCCAGUAAAAAGAAGACUUGUCAGAAACAAACUCUUCCCUCAAGCUAUUUCAUAUUUAGAAAAGACCUUUCAAGUUCGCCGGCCGAGUGGAUCUAUAUUACUAAGCAGGCAGUGUAUAAACAAUCAGUAUCUGAAGCGAAUGCACGAUCCUCGCAGAUACUGUCAUGGCGGCUGUGCCCAGCAGACGCGGUGUGGACCAGUUAUAGUACCUGAGGAACACCUGCAGCAAUGCAUGAUGUGCAGUGAUACUGAGUGGCAUUGUGGGCCCUCUGGGGCCCCAGAUGUUGAAGGUGUGCAGGAUGCAGAUUUUGUUCUUUAUGUCAGCGCGAUGACCACAGACCGUUGUCGCCAGGAGAAUAUUGUGGCGUAUGCCGCGUACUGCCAGCUUGAAGCAGAGAUGGACCGGCCCAUCGCUGGUUACGCCAAUCUAUGCCCAAACAUGAUCUCUACUCAACCACAGGAGUUUGUUGGCAUGUUAUCCACAGUAAAGCAUGAAAUUAUUCACGCCUUGGGAUUUUCUGCUGGUCUCUUUGCAUUUUACUACAAUGAUGAUGGCAGACCCCUCACUGACCGAAACGCAAAUGGCCUCCCACUAUUUAACGAUAGCCUGGGCGUUUAUCAAUGGAGCGAUAAGGUCGUUCGCACAGUGUCAAGGAUUUGGGACGUUCGUGGCCCUAAUUUGCUUCGACAUAAUGUUUUCGUGUUAGUCACCCCUAGAGUCACUGAAGAGGUGAGAAAGCACUUUAACUGCCCAAUUCUGGAGGGAAUGGAACUUGAGAACCAAGGAGGCAUUGGCACCGAAAUGAACCACUGGGAGAAGCGCUUGCUGGAGAAUGAAGCCAUGACCGGGUCCCACACCCAGAAUCGGGUGUUUUCAAGGAUCACGUUGGCAUUGAUGGAGGACACAGGCUGGUACAGGGCCAAUUAUAGCAUGGCUGAGCGUCUAGACUGGGGCCGUGGGAAAGGCUGCGACUUUGCCAUGAAAAGCUGCAAAUUCUGGAUCCACCAGCAAAGUGAAAAGAAGCAGAGUGUGAGCCCGUUCUGUGACACGUUGAGAACAAACCCGUUAAAACUUACCUGCAGACAGGACAAGAAGGCUGUGGCCAUAUGUAACCUGCAGAAAUUUAAUAAGCCUCUUCCCCAGGAAUACCAGUAUUUUGAUCACAUUCCCGGCGUGGACCCUGACGAUUUACCAUAUUAUGGUGGUGCUGUGGAAAUCGCAGACUUUUGCCCUUUCACACAGGAGUUCAGCUGGCAUCUGAGUGGGGAGUUUCAGCGAAGUUCUGACUGCACCAUCUCCAACAACCAGCCGGCACCUUCAAGGAACUUUGGUGCCGAGAGAUAUGGGCCCGAGUCGGCCUGCCUGGAGCAGAGAUCUGCCUUCGUUAUGGAGCAAUGUUUACGAAGGAUGAGCUACCCCGACUGGGGAAGUGGCUGCUACCAGGUUUGCUGCUCUUCGGAAGGACUGGAAGUCUGGGUGCAAGACUCCCGCCACCUGUGUACCCGAGCAGGCCAGAUCCUGACUGUCAGCGUCCAGAUGAACGGGUGGCUAUAUGGGGGGGACCUUAUUUGUCCGUCUUGUUGGGAUUUCUGUGACACCUGCCCCCCAGAACGAGAUCCCCCUCUCGACAACAGGACUCGAGUCACACCGCUGGAUCUUUGCUCUCGUUCUUCAAACAUGGUUGUUACCCUGUGGCUUCUGAUGCUCAAUCUGCUCCCCCUGCUGGCAGGGUUCUUUCUCUGCGUCUAUAAGUGAAUGAGAAGCCACAAUGCUCCUGUCUCGGCUCGCACUGGAUGAGAGUUUGCGAUGGCCGUCCCAUGUUACUCUGUUACCUCAGCACGCAAUGACCUGUCGCUGAGCACAGGAAUACUUCUCAAACCGGGCACUUUCUCCUCUGGGUGACUGACUGAUAUUGGCCAUCACUGCAGUCAAUCUGGACACGUUCCUACAUAAUGUGAUUAUUUUUUAUUUUUUUUAAGGGAUAUUAGCUGCUAACUUAAGAUGUUCUGUUUCUGCGAUGGGGAUAAAAAUAAUCGAUCUUGGGAUUGAUUUUAGCUGGACUUUUAAACCUCCUACCGUGGAAGAUUCUCCGUAUCCCAUGGACAAUUUUGUUAUUGAUAUCCAGACUGAUUACUUUUUCUUUAUCAUGGAGCUGUCUAGGAGUACAUCAAAGCAGGACGAUGUGACGGCACACUACGUCUGACCGCUGGGAUUACCAUCCUGCUUUAAUUAUGAUGGUUUCACUAAAUAGAUAUAUUUACUGUCAUUCUAGGCAGAGAGAGAUCGGUUACAGCGCCGGCGGCCUCUGGCGUCUAGUCAGUACUUUGGUUUAAGUUAAAUGUAACUUAUGUUCUAGUCUGUUUAGCGCACUUUCUUUUCUGGUGCUGGAAACCUAUGAUUAUUAAGAUAUUAUCUCCAUAUAUUAGGGUGUCAUCAAGAAAGAUCCCCAUUGCAUAGUGUCUGUGUCCUAAUGUUAUGUACAUGUUUGUGUGUGUAUGUAUAUGUUUGUAUGUGUUUAAGUAUGCACUUUGUGUACAGAGAUAAUUCACUCCAUCAAGUUAUUUGUUACCCCUUAUAAAUGCUGACCAGGAAUUAUUUGAUUCGGAAGGGGUGAUUAAUAAUCAUUUGUAAGACUGAUUUUACAAGGUACUAAAAUGGAUCAAUAUAAUUGGAGUUGGAAGCAUUAAAUGGACACUCUAGGCACCAAAACCACCACCUCUUACUGAAGUGGUUGUGUAGCCUAAAUCCUCUCCCUGCAGACUGGCAAAAUAAAAUGUCUGAGAAACGGCAGUUACGCCUUCAGUGACAUCAGUGUGGCGGCCACUAGAAACACUAAUUUUAAAUGAUUGGCCAGACGAAUCCAACCACUGUAAGUGCGUUUUAUAGCGAAGCAUUGAAUUCAGUGCUGCUCUGAGAGAAGCGGCUUGCUAACUGAGCCCAGUGGGUCUUUAUUGCUUUCCCGAUGGUAAACAUGGGCUGGGGCUGAACGGAUGAUAUUCGAAUAGGAGGAGCUGGCCCAGCACUGGAAACACAAUGUCCCGGGAAUAUUUUAACUUUAAAAAUAAAUAUUUAUAUAAGUAUUUAUUUGUGAUGUUAAAGUGUUCUUUAAGAUCUAAGAUUUCACAAAUGCCAUAAAUUAACACAGGCCAAAAAAACAGCAGAAGAAAUGGGUAGAAUCUGUCUCUUUCUGUCCUUUGUUUUAUUAUUUGUUUUAUUAAAAACCGCUCAUUCUGCGAUACUGUUCCCAUUUUCGAUUUAUGGUCGGCUCCCAUUUUUACGGUUAAUUAGGCUGUUUGUAAAUACGAUGUUAACAUGGCUCUGAUACGGCAUUAUUUAUUAUAAAUGCAAUAUUUAUUUUAUAAAAUGUGCAAUAACUGUGCCAAACGUCUGCUUUCCCCUCCUAUCCCUAUGUAACACUGUAUGUCACCUGGUACCAGUACUAAUGGCAGCUAGCGCCGGCAGAGAAACGUGUCCAAUGCCCAGCUACCCGGGGCAGCAAAUAAAACAAUCUGUUUCAAAAUAGGAAAAAAUGAAUCUUGAUAUAAGAUGUAGUUCAUGUGCAGGAUUACUGUUUAUUUCAAGCUAAUGGUAAUCAACAGAGCACAACUAAUGAUAAACAUCAGCAAUAAAGUCAAAACCGUCAGGGGAGAACAAGGCAGCCCAUAGGUAUUCUGUGAGGCUAUGCUAGACAACUGUGAUGGUCCUUGUUGGUGGAGCAUCAUGGGGAAUGUAGUUCACAAACCUCUGGAGUGCCAAUGAUAGCCAUCACUGCUGUAGAGAAUACAAUGCUGCGUGAACUCCUGAGAACAGUCCGUGUGCAGCCAAGAUGGAGUAAGGAGUCACCACAAGGGCGCCUUUUAUUGCUUUUCUCCGUAGAUUCCCCCCCAGGGAGGCCCAGCCCCGGCUGCUAGUGCAUUUUUAUUUUCGUGUGAAUUAUAUUUAGUCAGGAUUGUUCACAUCGAAAUAAAGUUUGAAUUAUAGUUUAUAUUAGCCGGCAUAGUUUUCAGUUUACCGAUUUUAGACCUUGAAAUGAGUCCACAUUGUAUCGAAUAACCCUGUGAGUGUAUUCCUUCCUUGCUGUAAUUCGCUGCUUUGUUGACAUGAUUCAGUUGUGCGUUCCAUGUUCAUAUGGCGCCGUAUCCCUCUGCAGAGAAACUAUCCCGGUCUUAUCCAACGCUACCUCAGUGUUACUUUCCAGACUGUGCACAUGGAGCGUGGUAACACUAAGAUCGUAUUCUCAGGGAAUAAUGAGUGUGCACAAGCUCUCUCUCAUUCCAACGCUCUCUUUAUUGCAAUCAAUACUGCAGCCUAACUUAUGUCUGAGUUUAACCCGGUCACUACCAGACACAAUGAGUAUUUUCUGUCUUUUACCCUAUUGCAAUAAAAAGGACAGGUGUAUGCUUCUCAUUUUAUGAAAAGCACAGUUUGA